Messenger RNA from Fusarium odoratissimum NRRL 54006, 2457 nucleotides. RefSeq lists its product as uncharacterized. The transcript is spliced from 6 exons. Bases 830 to 2173 code for a protein of 447 amino acids. Lineage: Eukaryota; Fungi; Ascomycota; Sordariomycetes; Hypocreales; Nectriaceae. The record is from RefSeq and is a predicted model, not a curated record.
CUCAUCUCCAACGUCAACUCCUAACUUGGAUCCCUACUAUUACAUACUCACUCAAUCGCCUCUCGGAGAUAUGACCGUCCGCCAAGAUUAGCCAAGCGCUAAGGAAAUACACUACACUCGCUCACAAUCGACUAACAUUCUCCAACGUCCCUGUUACACCACCUGAGAACAAUCAUCUCGACCUGCCCUGACUAACUGAGAGCCCAGCCCGAACAGGCAUCUCUGGACCUCUUGGCCAAGACGUCAGGUCGCGUCUGCCGCUGUCUCAUGUUUUCGUUUCUCGGUCUCAGAUGUCCUAGGCAGUUAGUGCUGUCACUGUGUUCCACGAUGUUCUGUCUUGGUGUUUCUCAUCAAGUUUGAUCGCUGCCCCCUUGCCUCUCAAGCGAGAGAUGGAUCUUGGGUACUAUUGCUCGCUUCAGCCGUCGUCCAUGGCGUUGUGACCCUGAACCGGGCCCCUUCAACCGCCCAGAUGCCAUCCGGUCUGAUGUGCAAGCCCGAGACGUUGAAUUGUCUGGGAUUGUCAUAAUGAAAGCCAGCCUCUUUUCUCGGCAUCUUCGUUUCCGAUCAUCAUCUCCAGUUUUCCCCGAUGCUUUAAACCCUCGUCCCUUCGUCCCAAAAUCGUACCAUCUUCUCUUCUCUUCAGCUCUGGUAGUGUCUCUUUCUUUCAUUCGUUCCUUUGAGACCAAGUUGACUUUACUGUGACCAUUCUUUUUUCUUUAUUUCGAAUUGGUCUGGCACCGUUCGAAAACUUUUAUACAACAUUGUAUUUGCCCUCGGCUUCAUUUCCUUUUUCACUUUCUCUCGGCAAGAUCAACAUAAAGUCAUCACAAUGCAGGUCAAAGGCGUAAUCAUUGCUCUUCUGGGCAUCUCUGCCAUUACAGAAGCUGCUGUUGUCCAAAAACGACACCCCCUGGCUCGCGCUCUCCAACGACGACAAUUCGGCGGCGGUCGAUUUGGAGGUGGUGGCCGUGGAGGAGGCGGUGGCGGCAACAACGGUGGCCAGGGCAACAAUGGCGGAAACAACGGCGGCCAGGGCAAUAACGGCGGCAACAAUGGCGGCAACAAUAAUGGCGGCAACAACGGUGGUAAUAACGGAGGCGGCGGUGGCGGCGGCAACACUCUGGACGCCAACGCCGUGCAAACUGGUUCGCAGCAAGAUGGCAACAACCCCGGAUCGGAUGAGCAAGCUGCCUCAGCAACGGAUAACAACAACUUCAUCAACUUCUGUGCUGGUCAGACACUUACCAAUGGAGAGCAAAACCGAGACGGCUCAUGUAACGGUAUUCCUAUGGGAAAGAUUCCUGGAGCCAACAACAUGGUUUCUUCAGUCUUCACAUCGCCUCAAAACGGUGACAACGUUGAAGCCAAUCAAGACUUUGAUAUCUCCGUACAGUUUAUCAACUUUGCACCUGGCUCGUUCACUAAUGCAACAACCACCUACUAUUCUGCUCCUCAGGACCUCGACGGUGGUGGUAACAUCAUCGGCCAUACCCACGUCACUGUUCAGGACACUGGCGAUAGUCUGAACCCUACUCAGCCUUUGGACCCUCAGCAGUUUGCCUUCUUCAAGGGUAUCAACGAUGCUGGUAACGGCCAAGGUCUCCUCACCGCCAAGGUUGACGGCGGUCUGCCUGCCGGUAACUACCGUAUCUGCAGUAUGUCUGCCGCAUCCAACCAUCAGCCUGUCCUCAUGCCUGUUGCUCAGAGAGGAGCACAGGAUGACUGCAUCCGUAUCACCGUCGGAGGUGGCAAUGGUGGUAACAACGGUGGUAACAACGGUGGUAACAACGGUGGUAACAAUGGUGGUAACAACGGAGGUCAAGCGGGUGGCCAGAACGGCGGCAACCAAGGUGGCCAAGGCGGUGAUCAAAACGGAGGUCAGGGAGGUGAUCAGAACGGAGGCCAAGGCGGUGGCCAGAACGGAGGAGACCAAGCUGCUGAUGCCGGUGGUGACCAGAAUGCUGGUGGCCAAGGCGGCGACCAAAACGGAGGUCAGGGCGGUGACCAGGGCGGCCAAGGUGGUGACCAGAAUGGCGGCGGUGGUCAGGGAGGUCAGGGAGGUCAGGGUGGCCAAGGCGGUAACGGAGGUGGUUUCGGUGGUGGUGGUUUCGGUGGUUUCCAAGCGGCUUCAGCAGGGGGUGAGUCUGGCAACAAGACGGCCUCGGCAGCAUGAAGACUAUGACUGGUUAUCAAAGAGGGAUAGACAGAGCCAUUCGACUUGGCCGUGGCCCUGGCGGUUUUCGGUGUGAGUAUCAGUGGUGGUCCCUAAUUCGAGAAUACUAUUUCGCUCGAACAAGGACAGUAAUCAGGGUGGAGUUUGGGUGUCUGCCUAGUUAGAAUGGUUUUGGGUUUACAUACAUCUAUGGACAAUAGAUGAUGGAUGGAUAUGAGCUGGAGGUGAAUGUACGUCAAGAUAUGUUGUUUAUUAGUUGAAUAAGAUUUGGUCACUUAAACACG